AUGGUGUUACAAAACGAGUCGUUGAGCCGCGCGGCGAUCAACGUCAAUUCGACACGGUUCAUAGCGUUGCAAUACAUGGGCAUCGGAAGAGAUUCGCUUGCGUCAGACAAUGGACUAUUCACUCGAGCGAAGGUCAUCGUUACGCAUGUUCAGCGUCGAUCAUUGUUGCACCUCAAUUUGUUUUGGGAAUCUGCAUCGGAGAGGUUCGAUGGUUACACGGAAGAUAAGUGA
Messenger RNA from Cylicostephanus goldi, 231 nucleotides. The record is from the annotation of a GenBank genome assembly. NCBI's taxonomy places the organism in Eukaryota, Metazoa, Nematoda, Chromadorea, Rhabditida, Strongylidae.